UCAUGGCGCAGAACCAAAAAGCGGUUUCUGUAUAUUUCCCAUUUAGUUUGUCUCGUUAGUGAAUUUUAUCCGCGAAUAUACCUGAGCACCGAAGAUUAUCGUAGUUUUUAUUAAAUUAAAGACAAUGCUGAACGGAUGCAGAACAGUGCGGUGGAAGAUGCUACACAGAAUUUCGUCGAGCCUGGUCAUCGCCAACCUGAUCAUCAGCAGUAUUUCAACACGUAAUGGUGGACAACCUUUUGACACAGCACUGACCAGCGAACAGCGGAUUUUUUAUUUUAUCUAUACGUUGCUGCUUUAUAGAUUUUACGUUAGGACGAUACAACAAUAUGACGGACUUACAAUCUUCUAUAAAAGAAGCAGCGUCAUUAUAUAGACAGAAAAAAUAUGGAGAGGCGAGCGCGAUAUACAGGAAGUGUAUCAAUGAAAUGACAGACGAACAAACUACAAAAGAGGCUACAUUUACUGAGAAGCUGACCCAGCGAGAACUGCUGGAAUACAUGCUGUGCCUCUGCUUGUUAGAAUCAAAGGAGUUUGAUGAUUGGUGGGAAGCGUUCAAACAUCUAUAUAAAGUGAAGACUACUUACGAAUGCAAGUUCCCUGCAAUUUAUUAUGCCUUAACGAGGACAUAUUUAAAAUUCUACAGAUUUUCGUUGGUGAAAAUAAUGAUUGAUGAAGGUCUGGCUGUAUUGGAAGCUGGAACAUUAUUUGCCGAUUAUCAUAUACCAGAGACGAAUAUUAUUAUUGAUGAGAAUACGAAAAAAGGUUUAUACUUCAAACUUACUGAUCUGCGAAACAAAUGUUCGCAACUUAGUAAACCGGAUGCGUAUUGUAACCUGAAAUCGAUGUGCAAAGAUAGUAUGACGUUGAAGAUGAGCUUCGAUAUAUCAGUAUUGGAUGAAACAAAUAAUGCUAUAUACAUUGGGGAUCCGACUUCUAAAGGCAUGGUUACAGUAUUCUGCAGCAGUAUCGAACCGUGCAUAUUACAGUAUCAUUCGAUUUGUUGGAAACACCAAAAGUAUCUUUGUAAUGUAACAGACGACAUGGAUAUGUUUAACCUCAACUGCUUCACGAAAGAUUGCAAUAGUAAAAAUAAUCCAAGUAAAAUUAUACAAAUUGAAUUCAUCGGACAGAACGGCGAAACUUUAAAAGUUCUCUCGAGUCGCAAACGUAAAAACUCAUACGACAAUACGGAAGAGGUUGGAGACCUAGUCAGAGAGCACACUCAAGAAGAAAUAAGUGAAAUGAAACGAGAAAAUGUAACACGUGUACAUGUGAAAUGUACAUAUAUACCAUUGAAAGAGAUGGAAAACCUUGAUACAGACAAGAAAAGCAAAAAGACUGUUGACAAGAAAAAUAAGUGUGAACUAUCGACUUCUAACGAAGAGAAAGAUAUUUUGAAGUCAAUAUGUACAUCUGUAGCGGACUAUAUUCAAGAAAACGAUGAAAUUGCCAAUGUCGUUCCUAUAAAACGGGAUACAACAACAGAGUUCUUAGUUGAUGAUUUAUGUACUCUAUCCCCUGAUGAAUGCACCAAGGACGAAUCAUAUGCGAUAUGCGAAUCUUCUUUUACUUCUGAAACGAAAGCUAGUGACAUAAAAUACGAUCGCGCAAUCGAUCUCGAGAAAGAAAUCAAAUCUUAUAAGAUUGAGAAACAGAUUUCACCUGAUUGUUUUGCGAGAUUUAAUAUAAGCCCAACGAAGAGCUUGAGCCCAGUAAAGAGUAAUAAUGACAAAAGCCCUGACCAACAUUCAACCAAGUUAUCGCAAUCCAAAUCUCUAAGUGAAAAAGCGUUCGUCAAAGUGGGCCAAAUAAAGAAGAACGUUGAGAAAUGGACGCCAAGUAUUUUUAAACGUAGCAACAGUAUGGACAACGGUGAAAAGAAAACUUUUACUUCCUCAAAGAAAAUGGGUGCAGUGGAUGGCUUGCCAGAAGUUGCCUCCCCAACAGUUAAGAGAAGAAUAUUGUUCGAGGAUUGUGCAAAUGACGAAUAUGUAGAAAAUAAAAAUGAUACAGCUGUUAAAUCGCACCAUCAUAAGGCAAAUGAAUACGUAAUUGUGGAUAGCAAUAAGCUUGAGGAUGGCAGUAAGUUUGAAGAUGGCAGUAAGCUUGAAAAUGCCAAUACGAAAAAAGCGUCGUUGAUAAACAUAUGUAAAAUCUUAACUGACAAGAAAAAACCUGAUAAAAGAAUCAAGAGGCGUCUAACUUGGCCAGAAUUAAAAUCAUGCAGUCAGUGUGUAUCUGUAGAAAAAGAUUAUUCCAUACUGCAAUCGAAGUUAGAAGAUAUCAAUGAGAAGAAAUUAAAAGACAGAAAAUGUUGUGAGCAUGAAUCAUUGAUUCCGUAUCUUAGCAGCGAAAUAGACGAUCUCAAGAAAGCGCUUACCACACUGAAGGAGCAGUUCGGAACAAAAGAUCCUGUUAUAGAGCAUAAAAUAAUGAAAUCGUCGUUGGAGGAAUAUAGAAAUUUAAUCUUAGAGUCUGUGGUAGAUAAUAAAAACAUAUUAAUGACGCACUAUAAAGCCGUAUUAGAAUGCGAGAAGAAGGAAAUUAUUAAGGAGAAGGACGCAAUAAUACACAAACAUGAAAUGAAAAACAUUGAGUUGAGUAAAGAAUUAGAAAUGAAUAAGAAGGAGUUAGAUUAUGUCAAGACGCAAUUAGAAUCCACGUCUAAGGCCUUUUUUGACUUCAAAAAACAAAUACUUGAGAAACGCUUGUUUAACUUCUACGAUAGUAGUAUUGCCAUAAUACGGAGGACUGCAUAUUUCUACGAUACUGCAAUUAAUCUAAUGGAAAGAAUGCAGAAGGUAUUUAAAAUGACUAUUGGGGAAAAUUUGAUAUAUGGGAUGGACCAGAUGACAUCUUGGUGCGAUAAUGUCUUCUAUUUACAAAAUGAGAUUAAAAAUUGUGAGGUACUGUACCAAAAAGUAAAGAAAAAUCUAGACAGCGAAGAAUACAUUCGUGAUAAUAAUGACAUAUUAUGGGUAAAAUACAAGUUACCUCUGUAUUCUACACACAUUAUGGCUUCAUAUGUGGAGAAUGCAUUUUUGGAAUAUUACAACAAAAUAACAGAAAAAUGGUGCCAAGAUAUAUCAUGUACUCCGCAAGGCGUGCUAUCGGACCAAGCUAGUUUGGAAGCCUGUUCAUCUAUUUACAAUGAUGAUUCUAAAAUGGAAGACCAUUAUUAUGUCGACAUUGACUCAUAUAGCACAAGCGAAGCAAAGAAGGAGAACAGUCUUACCGUAUCUAGGCAACAGAAUGCAAAUGAAGCAAAUAACAAUAGUUCAUUUAAAAAAACUAUGGAUAAUGUUUCAAGCGUUGAAACCAAACAAGACAAAUGUCAAGAAAUUGAAAAAUCUACCAAACCUAAUGAACGGCAAACCGAUGAUAAAAUAAAAAUAAAUCAAAAGAGUGAAAAGGAAGCAAUACUAAACAAGGCUAACGAAGAUAUUAAUAAAGAACUAAUUAGAAGUGUGUUGGAUGAAAAUUAUGAUACAGAAGUAAUUGCAAGUCUGAAUAAUGAUAAUUAUAUUAUAAACUAUGUUUGCCCUAAGAAAAAGAAGGAUUAUAUCGUUACUGAUUGCGAAAAGCAAACUACUGGACGAGUGACGAUGAAUGAGAUGACUUCCACUAGUGAUAAGGAACUGAUUUUAAAUAAGGAAGAUAAAGAUAGUAGUGAAAGGGUAACAAUAGAAGAAUCAAGUGGUGGUAACAUUGAUAAGGCUAUGAUAACAAAUGAGAUAAAUCGAGCUGUUGAUGAAGAACUAAUCUUAAAUCAGACAAAUGAAGUUGGGCAAUUCAUUUUGUGCGAGUCGAAUAAAGAUGAAAGUGUAACUGUAAAAGAAUCAAGUAGUGGUAACACUGAUAAGGCUAUGAUGACAAAUGAAAUAAAUCGAGCUGUUGAUGAAGAACUUAUUUUAAAUCAGACAAAUGAAGUUAGUGAGCAAUUAAUUUUGUGCGAGUCGAAUAAAGAUGAAAGGGUAACAGUAAAAGAAUCAAGUGAUGGUAGCAGUGAUAAGGCUAUAAUGACAAAUGAAAUAAAUCGAGCUAUUGAUGAAGAACUAAUUUUAAAUCAGACAAAUGAAGUUAGUGAGGAAUUAAUUUUGUACGAGUUGAAUAAAGAUAAUCAUUUGAGAACAAGAAAUCCUUCGAGCGAAAGUUUUUACAAAUUUGGUAACUUAUCAAUAGUAUAUGACGUCGAAGAAAUAAUUAUGAGUGAAUUGAAUAAUGGCUUCAAUAAUAAGGAAAAUGACAAUGCUACUGAUGUUAGAUCGCAAACUAAGAAGGGAAAUAAUGUAUCUGUUUUAAUUGACAGUAAAAAUAUCUUACGUCACGACAUGUCUGAUAGUUGGACGCAAACUAUGAAACAUAAAUUCAACACAAAUAUUAGUACAACAACAAUUUAUAAUAAGAAAUAUGUACAUAUGACGCAUAUAAACUCAGAUGACAAAUAUAUAUAUCAAAAUAAUAGAAAUAUAAAUAUGUUUAAUAAGAAUGAAAGAAAACACAAAGAGAUAGAAAUCAACGCGAUAAAUAAUUUGUUAUCUGAGAUUUUACAAAAAUAUCCACAUUUCACGAGUACGGAUGCAUUUGACGGCAUAAUGGAUUUGUUAGAUAUGGGUGUUAGGAUAUCGGAAGUUGAUAAAGAAAUGUUAAUAGAUGAGCUAUAUUAUAUAAUAUCAGAAAAAGAGAAUUGCCAUUAUCAACAAGAAACAAAGCCAAAUUAAAUAAACAGAAAUUUAUUUAGAUGAGAAAUUUAUAAAAAGAUAAUUUCAAAAAUUCAAACAACUUUAUACCAAAAGGAGUCAAUUUAGCAGAAAAUAAUAAGGAAAAUAUUAACUCGGAAGCAAGUUGUUGAAGAAAACAAAAAAAGAAAAUCUAAAAAAAGAAACUAGCAAAUGAACAAGUAAUCUGGAAAAAAAACUUCAAGAACAAGGUUUUCAACGUCAUUUUUAAUUUUUACGCUUUAUUUUGCCACUUUACAAAAGAGAUCUUGAUCGAAAUUCCUUGAUAUUAGAGGAACAUUUGGAGAAUACAUUGUACGCGUUACAUGGACGUGAAUGUAAAUUACAUUAAAUAAAUGUAACGAAUAUGCGUGGUAAUAAGAUGGCGAGAAGUAUAACUUGUAUUACUGGUACAAAUAUAUCACUAUAAAUCUGUA
Messenger RNA from Harpegnathos saltator (Jerdon's jumping ant), 5158 nucleotides. Its product is annotated as putative leucine-rich repeat-containing protein DDB_G0290503. The record is from RefSeq and is a predicted model, not a curated record. The transcript is spliced from 30 exons. NCBI's taxonomy places the organism in Eukaryota, Metazoa, Arthropoda, Insecta, Hymenoptera, Formicidae. Bases 330 to 4724 code for a protein of 1464 amino acids.